Molecule: messenger RNA, 4694 nt
Organism: Vitis riparia (riverbank grape)
Lineage: Eukaryota; Viridiplantae; Streptophyta; Magnoliopsida; Vitales; Vitaceae
Product: receptor kinase-like protein Xa21
Exons: 4
Coding region: 136-4401 (1421 amino acids)
Biological process (GO): protein phosphorylation
Molecular function (GO): protein binding; ATP binding; protein kinase activity
Source: RefSeq, a predicted model, not a curated record
CUCUUUCACCCACUUCUUCCAUGAAGGUUGUUGCACACCAAUUACUCUCCCUUCCUUAUCCCCUACAUUUGUAAACCACAUCCUCUCCUUCGACAUUUAUCAACAACCUUUUUUUCUUGCUCUUUGAAAGGAAAGAUGCAUCUCUUUUCACCUUGUGUUUCAGUGUUUGUGUUAGUGCAUUGUUGGGUGGCUUGCUUCACUCCCACAGUGUUCUCCAUCAAUUUAGUUGAUGAAUUUGCUCUUAUGGCCUUCAAAGCCCAUGUCACAUAUGAUUCCCAAGGCAUUUUGGCAACAAAUUGGUCAACCAAAAGCUCCUAUUGCACUUGGUAUGGUAUUUCUUGCAAUGCUCUUCAGCAAAGAGUUUCUGCAAUCAACCUCUCUAACAUGGGUCUUGAAGGAACUAUUGCGCCACAAGUCGGCAACCUCUCAUUUCUUAUUUCUCUUGAUCUUAGCAAUAACUACUUCCAUACCUCUCUUCCUAAGGAAAUUGGUAAGUGCAAGGAGCUUCAACAGUUGAAUUUAUUCAAUAAUAAACUGGUUGGAAGCAUUCCAGAAGCCAUUUGUAAUUUAUCAAAACUUGAAGAGCUAUAUCUUGGCAAUAAUCAGUUGAUCGGUGAAAUUCCAAAGACGUUCAGUCAUCUUCGUAAUCUGAAGAUAUUGUCAUUGCGAAUGAACAACUUAACAGGUUCCAUACCUGCCACCAUUUUCAACAUAUCUUCUUUGCUCAACAUUAGUCUCUCCAACAAUAGCCUCUCUGGAAGUCUUCCCAUGGAUAUGUGCAACACCAAUUCAAAGCUCAAGGAGCUUAAUCUUUCAUCAAAUCACUUGAGUGGAGAGAUCCCCACCAGUUUAAGCCAAUGCAUAAAGCUUCAAGUAAUUUUCUUACCAUAUAAUGAAUUCACGGGAAGCAUACCAAAAGGAAUUGGUAACUUGGUGGAGCUUCAGAGAUUGUCUUUCCGGAAUAAUAGCUUGAUAGGAGAAAUACCUCAAUCACUGUUCAACAUAUCUUCAUUGAGGUUUUUGAGUCUGGCAGCAAAUAACCUAGUAGGUAUCCUCCCUACAGGCAUGGGUUAUGAUCUUCCCAAUCUUGAAUUCAUUAAUCUCUCAGCCAAUCAACUCAAAGGUGAAAUCCCCUCCAACUUGUCGCAUUGUCGAGAGCUCCGAGUACUAUCAUUAUCAUUCAAUCAGUUUACUGGAGGCAUUCCACAAGCCAUAGGGAGUUUAUCGAAUCUUGAAGAAUUAUAUCUUGGUCAUAACAAUUUGGGAGGUGGAAUUCCUAGAGAGAUUGGGAAUCUUCAUAAUUUAAAUAUUGUGAACUUUGCGUCUGCCAGACUUAGUGGUCCUAUUCCUGCUCAAAUUUUCAACAUCUCUUUGUUGCAAAAGAUUGAUUUCAGUAAUAAUAGCCUUUCUGGGAGUCUUUCAAUGGAUAUCUGCAAACAUCUUCCUAAUCUCCAAGAGCUCUAUCUUUCUUGGAAUCAGCUCAGUGGUCAACUUCCUACAACUCUGUCCUUAUGUCGAGAGCUCCAAGUACUAUCAUUAUCAUUAAAUCAGUUUACUGGAGGCAUUCCACAAGCCAUAGGGAGUUUAUCGAGUCUUGAAGAAUUAUAUCUUGAUUAUAACAAUUUGGCAGGUGGAAUUCCUAGAGAGAUUGGGAAUCUUUCAAAUUUAAAUGUUUUGAACCUUGCGUCUAGUAGAAUAAGUGGCCCUAUUCCUCCUGAAAUUUUCAACAUCUCUUUGUUGCAAAAGAUUGAUUUUAGUAAUAAUAGCCUUUCUGGGAGUCUUCCAAUGGAUAUCUGCAAACAUCUUUCCAAUCUCCAAGGGCUCAACCUUUCUUGGAAUCAGCUCAGUGGUCAACUUCCUACAACCAUGUCCUUAUGUGGAGAGCUUCUGUCACUGUCACUAUCUUACAACAAAUUCGCAGGAAGCAUACCAAGAGAAAUUGGCAACUUGUCCAAGCUUGAAGUGAUUUAUCUUGGAAGAAAUAGCUUCACAGGUACUAUUCCACCUUCAUUUGGUGAUUUAAAUACCUUACAAAAACUUCAUUUGGCAGAAAACAAUAUUCAAGGUAAUAUCCCCAUGGAGUUGGGGAAUCUCACCAACUUACAAAUAUUGAAUCUUGGCCAAAGCAAUCUAACGGGGAUAGUACCAGAAGCUAUUUUUAACAUCUCUAAGCUGCAGGUCCUUUCACUGGAAGGAAAUCACCUUUCAGGCAGUCUCCCAUCAAGUAUUGGAACUUGGCUCCCGGAUCUUGAAGGGCUUUUUAUAGGAGUCAAUGAAUUCAGUGGAAAAAUUCCAACGUCCAUUUCCAAUAUGUCGAAACUUAUCUUCAUGGACAUAAGCGACAGCUACUUCACUGGGAAUGUGCCAAAAGAUCUAGGUAACUUGAGACGACUCCAGAUCCUCCACCUUUCACGAAACCAGUUGACUAAUGAACAUUCAGACUCUGAGCCUGACUUUUUUACAUCAUUGCCGAAUUGCAUUUCUUUGAGAAAAUUGUGGAUCGAUGGUAAUCCUUUAAAAGGCAUUAUUCCAAAUUCAUUGGGGAAUCUCUCCAUUUCUCUUGAAUGUAUUGAAGCGAGAAGCUGCCAACUCAGAGGCACCAUCCCUACAGGGGUUAGUAAUCUAACCAACUUGAUUGGUUUAGGACUUGAUGAUAAUGACUUGACAGGGUUGAUUCCAACAUCACUUGGACGCCUACAGAAGCUCCAGGCGUUGGGUAUUUCUCAAAAUCGAAUACACGGAUCCAUUCCUAGUGGUCUAUGCCAUUUGACAAACUUGGGAUUCUUGGAUUUGAGUUCGAAUAAACUUUCCGGAACAAUCCCUAGUUGCUUUGGGAAUCUUACUGGACUUCGUACCGUCAAUCUUCACUCCAAUGGACUAGAUUCUGAGAUACCUUCAUCUCUGUGGACCCUUAGAGAUCUCUUGCUUCUUAACUUGUCUUCAAACUUUCUCAACAGCCAACUACCCCCAGAAGUUGGAAGCAUGAAGUCCUUAGUGGCAUUGGACCUGUCAAAGAACCAAUUUUCAGGAAACAUCCCAAGCACCAUAUCACUUCUUCAAAACCUGCUCCAACUUUACCUAUCCCAUAACAAGCUACAAGGUCAUAUUCCCCCCAAUUUUGGUGAUUUGGUGAGCUUGGAAUACUUGGAUCUGUCUGGGAACAAUUUAUCUGGUUUUAUUCCCAAGUCAUUAGAGGCUCUGAAAUAUCUCAAAUACCUGAAUGUUUCUUUCAAUAAGCUACAAGGAGAGAUUCCAAACGGUGGACCCUUUGCAAACUUCACUGCUGAAUCUUUCAUCUCCAACCGAGCACUUUGUGGAGCACCUCGGUUUCAAGUCAUGGCAUGUGAGAAAGAUACUAGAAGGAACACAAAAUCACUUCUCUUGAAAUGUAUUGUCCCACUGAGUGUAUCAUUAUCAACAAUAAUACUAGUGGUUCUCUUUGUUCUAUGGAAGCGAAGACAGACUGAGUUAGAAGCUCUGGUUCAAGUUGAUUUAUCGCAUCCCAGAAUGCGUAUGAUGAUUUCACAACAAGAACUCCUUUAUGCAACCAGCUACUUCUGUGAAGACAAUUUGAUUGGGAAAGGAAGCUUAGGCAUGGUAUAUAAAGGGGUAUUAUCCGAUGGGUUGAUUGUUGCUGUGAAGGUUUUCAAUUUGGAAUUGCAAGGAGCUUUCAAGAGUUUUGAGGUAGAAUGUGAAGUAAUGCGGAAUACUCGCCAUCGAAAUCUUGCCAAGAUUAUUAGUAGUUGCUCCAACUUGGACUUCAAGGCCUUGGUGCUUGAGUAUAUGCCUAAUGGGAGCUUAGAGAAGUGGUUGUACUCUCACAACUACUUCUUGGAUUUUGUCCAACGAUUAAAAAUUAUGAUAGAUGUGGCAUCAGGGCUAGAGUAUCUCCAUCAUGAUUAUUCAAAUCCUGUGGUUCACUGUGACUUGAAGCCCAGCAAUGUCUUGUUAGAUGAUGACAUGGUUGCACACAUUAGUGAUUUUGGCAUUGCGAAACUGUUGAUGGGAAGUGAGUUUAUGAAGCGAACCAAAACCUUAGGCACCAUAGGCUAUAUGGCACCAGAGUAUGGUUCAGAGGGAAUAGCAUCCACAAAAGGUGAUAUAUAUAGUUAUGGGAUCAUGCUGAUGGAAACUUUUGUGAGGAAGAAGCCUACAGAUGAAAUGUUUGUGGAGGAACUAACCUUGAAGAGUUGGGUGGAGUCAUCAGCCAACAACAUAAUGGAGGUUAUAGAUGUCAAUCUUCUAACAGAAGAAGAUGAAAGUUUUGCCUUAAAACAAGCUUGUUUUUCUUCCAUCAUGACAUUAGCCUUGGAUUGUACCGCUGAGCCUCCUAAGAAGCGAAUUAACAUGAAAGAUGUUGUGGUUAGACUCAAGAAGAUCUUCAACAAAUUGCUGAUAUAAGGACUCCACAAUUAAGAAAAAAAAAAGGCAUGAAGAUCAUGUCCCUUUCUUCCACCCUGAGCUUGUUUAAGAGUUCACAAAUCAAGAAUUGAGGGACCAUUGGGCAUGGCCUGCUAGGUAGUUCAAAGUUCCUCAUUAUAUGAACCCUAUGCAAAUUAUGCUCAAGUGUUUGUGUAGUUCCAUCCAUUUUCCUUAAUGUAAUUCAACUUGAAUAAUGUCAUGGAUCUGAAUGCUUUUAUUUUGUAUUUUUCUAAUAGCAUAAUAUUAAGUGAAGGUGCCCAAUGCAUAACUUC